AUGCCGCCAGAAAGGAGCGGGACCCCACGGCGCUCAGAGCCCUCCGAGGCCGUCAGCACCAACGCGACCCCCGCGCCGUCGUCGCCGACCCCGACCGCGCCCAAGGCGGCCAAGCGCGGCCGGCAGAGCCUUCCCCCGCUCGUGCUGGCCGAGGGUGGGGCCCGUAGGGGGGGCAAGGGCGGCGGCGGUCCGCGCCGCUCCCUCCCGCCUGCGCCGUCGCCGCUCAACCCUCGCGCGGGGCGGCGCCUCUCCCUCCCCUCCUCGUCCGCGUCGCCGCACCCCUCGCAGCACCGCGCUUCCAACAAGAUCCCCCUCCACCCCGACUUUGACGCGGUCGGCGACGUCGUGCUCGUCUGCUCUGAUGGGGAGCAGAUGGUCGGGUUCAAGGUCCACUCUGUUGCGCUGAGGACGGUAUGCGACGCGUUCGCCGCCCUCGGCACGCCGGCCUACCGGCCCCCCAAGGGCCAGGUUUUCCUCGACGAGCCGGCCGACGACGUACACGCCUUCCUCCGCUUCCUCACCACCGAGCCCGACAAGCUCACCCUCUCGCUGCUGCAGUGCAUCGCGAUCAACCGCCUGCUCAAGCAGUUCAGCGCAAAGCUCUACCUCCGCACCCCGCUCGCGGGGUACGUGUACCUCAACGCGGCCAACCUCGUCGCCGGGCUCGGCACGCAGCCGGCGAAAGCCCACCUUGUCCGCAUGCUCGGCUUUGCGGCCGACAUCCGCUCGGCAGAGCUCUGGCACUGGUUCAUCUUCAACAUCCGCUUCGUGUGGCCCCAGGACGCCAUCCACCCAAACCACCUCUCUGAUGAGGAUAUCCGCACCAUGGGCGUCUCGGCCUACGGCGUCCUCACGUUCCUCGCGUUGGGGUGGAGCCGGCUCGACGAGUGCAAUGUCGGGCGUGAUCCCACCGGACUCUUCUUCGUCAUGCGCACCGCGGCGCAUGGUCAGCAGAUUUUCACCGACACCAACCUUUAG
This is a messenger RNA of Vanrija pseudolonga, 978 nucleotides long. RefSeq lists its product as uncharacterized. Lineage: Eukaryota; Fungi; Basidiomycota; Tremellomycetes; Trichosporonales; Trichosporonaceae. The transcript has 3 exons. The record is from RefSeq and is a predicted model, not a curated record. Bases 1 to 978 code for a protein of 325 amino acids.